Vespa crabro (European hornet) is the source of this 3224-nucleotide messenger RNA. It is a transcript of the gene Atg9, whose product is annotated as autophagy-related protein 9A. The record is from RefSeq and is a predicted model, not a curated record. NCBI's taxonomy places the organism in Eukaryota, Metazoa, Arthropoda, Insecta, Hymenoptera, Vespidae. Gene Ontology annotation, biological process: autophagy of mitochondrion; protein localization to phagophore assembly site. Gene Ontology annotation, cellular component: phagophore assembly site; autophagosome. The transcript has 9 exons. Bases 438 to 2942 code for a protein of 834 amino acids.
GUGAACUACAAAUAAAAGAAAGCGUCAGCAAAGAUGGUGAAGUCGAAGGACGGAGCUAAGCAUUCUUAACGAUCAAAUGUCUAAAUUAGCGGUGAAGAAUACAUUAAGAGUCGGUCAACAUGUAAGUGUCGAUUCACGAGGGAUCUGCUCGAUGUGAAUAAAGCACUUGUCAGCUCUCGAGGAAAGCAGCUCGGAAAGACGUCGAGUAAGACUUUGACAAGACAAAAUAGCCUACCUGUUUGUACAUUUACAUUAAGAAAAUAAACAUCAUGAGAGGAGGAAGAAGGACCGAUGAUAUUGUCUUCUUUGCAAAUCAGAAAGUAGGAGCAUGGAUAAGCUAUUGGUCGAAUGAGCGAUAGAAUCUAUCGUGUUUAUAAAGAUGCAGAUUUGGGAGCAACUUUCCACCAGUAGUUAAAUAAGCUUAAUGACAUGAAAGAAUGAAACGAGAUACCGUCAUUACCUGUGUGGAGCCAAACCGAAGAGCAAAAACGAUGACAACUGUAUUGGAUGGUAGCUAUCAACAGCUCGAGCCUUAUGACGAGGGCGAGGGUGACGGUGACGAUGACGACGAACGUGAAGAAACGCCUCAAGAAUCAGGUGUAAUGAUACAUGUGGUACCGGAGGGAAACAAAGCGAGAUGGAAUCAUAUAGAAGAUUUGGAUUCUUUCUUCACGAGAAUGUAUCAUUAUCAUCAAAAGCAUGGCUUUGCAUGCAUGAUGCUUCAAGAAGUUUUUGAAUUAGGACAAUUCAUUUUCGUAGUCACCUUCUCCACAUUUCUCUUUCAUUGUGUCGAUUAUUCCGUAUUAUUCAGAGAUAAAAUAAUAAACAAACCGCAGAAAAUAUCGAUCAAUGAUGCCAUAUUGUCAACGGGAGAAUGCACAGCUUCUAUGGGAUUGUUCACGUGGAUUUGCAUUUUAGUAGCAGCUAUUUUUUGGAUUUUACGUGCCGUUAAAGUUCUUUAUCACCUUACUCAGUUUUGGGAUAUAAAAUUAUUCUUUAAUGUAGCAUUAAAAAUUGAAGACUGUGAUUUGGAUAACUUAACGUGGCACGAAGUGCAAAAGAGAGUAAGAGAAGUUCAAAAAGAACAGGAAAUGUGUAUUCAUAAAAGAGAACUCACGGAAUUAGAUAUAUAUCAUAGGAUAUUAAGAUUUAAAAAUUAUAUGGUGGCCAUGAUUAACAAGUCGCUGCUACCUGUGCGACUUAAGGUCCCUAUUAUCGGUGAAGUCAUUUUUAUGACAAGAGGAUUGAAAUAUAAUAUGGAACUACUCUUAUUCUGGGGGCCAUGGUCGCCUUUUGAAAAUAAUUGGCACCUAAAGGAAGAUUAUAAAAAACUAUGUAAGAGGCAGGAACUGGCGCGAAUAUUAUCGAAGCACAUUUUAUGGGUGGGAAUAGCAAAUUUUUUAUUGUGCCCGUUAAUUCUCUUGUGGCAAAUCCUCUAUUCAUUUUUUAACUAUGCCGAAAUCAUAAAGAGAGAACCAGGUACUCUGGGAACAAGAAUGUGGUCUCUGUACGGUCGACUUUAUCUUCGUCAUUUCAACGAACUCGAUCACGAAUUAAAUGCACGUUUAAAUCGUGCCUACCGUCCAGCUUCGAAGUAUAUGAGUAUAUUUACUUCGCCUAUAAUGACGGUUAUUGCAAGAAAUGUUACAUUCGUAACUGGAAGUAUAUUAGCUGUUCUAUUAAUAUUGACGGUAUACGACGAAGAUGUUUUAACGGUUGAACACGUUUUAACAACUAUCACCAUAUUGGGUGGGAUGGUAGCUGGUUCAAGAGCAUUCAUACCCGAUGAAAAUUUGGUAUGGUGUCCAGAGGCAUUAUUGACCGCUGUGUUAGCACAUACACAUUAUAGACCGGACAGUUGGCGAGGUCAUGCUCACAUGCAAACUACAAGAGCACAGGUAGCUCAACUCUUCCAAUAUCGUGCUGUUCAUUUAUUGGAAGAAUUGAUAUCUCCUUUAUUAACACCAUUUAUUUUGUGCUUCCACAUGAGACAAAGAGCUUUAGAUAUCGUUGACUUUUAUCGUAACUUUACUAUCGAAGUAACUGGUGUCGGUGACGUAUGUAGUUUCGCUCAGAUGGAUGUACGAAAGCAUGGAAAUCCAAUGUGGCAAACUGUUGCUCAAAGUCCUAUAGACGAUCGUAAUCCAGGAUACGAUAAUCCUGGAUAUAUCACUGACACAGGAAAAUUACACGUUCCUAUGUCUAAUCAAUACACCCAAGCCGAGGACGGUAAAACGGAGUUAUCGCUGAUACAUUUUACAUUAACGAACCCAGAAUGGAAGCCACCGAGUCACGCAGAAAACUUUGUCGCGGCAUUGAGAGAAAGAGCGAAGAAGGAAGUAAUGAAUGGUGUACCAACCGAUGUAAACCCAUUGCUCGCAAGUUUGAAUAGUUUAUCUGGUCUAGGACCUGGAUACAACGACUUAGUAUCAAAUAUUAUUCGAAGCACGAUGAUAAAUCAAGUCAGUGUUCCGAAUAUAAGCAGUGCGUUUACAAAUCAGGCUGGUAUUUUAGGUGCUUCUGUCCAAAUGGACGAAGCAUCUAUCAGUCAAAGAUCAGAUAACAUUUCAUAUCCUGUGCGUCGUGGUUUGAGAAAGGCUGAAGGUCCGUUGCACAAUGAUAAAGGAUUCUUGUACGGAUUGCAACAAGGCAUAUCGAAUCAAUCUCUUGGUGCAUCCGUUUUUGGAUCAGCUAACGAAUUAACUACGGACCUGUCGGUACCGGUAGAAUUAACUGCAGCUGAUAUGUCACUAUCUACAUUGUACCUGCACGAGCUUCAUCACAGACAAGUACGUAGGCGAGGCUAUCAAGAAAUGGCAACGAGAAGUGUGUGGCAGCGAAGUCCAGUCCAAGAAUUAGCAACGCUUCCUGAAGUCAGACAAGAAAGAGCCCCUUUACUUCUACAUCAAGAUUCUUCUAUAAGAAAUAAUAGAGAAUCCUAGCGUAACGGUCGCUGAUGAUCGUGUUCACAUCGGAAAUUUCUAGUUAAUUCAUGCUUCUCAAUUUAGAUAAAAUGUGAGGUAUAUAUAAUUUUUUUUUUUUUUUUUUUUUUUUAUAUAAUCUUUUUUGUGAUUUAUUCUCUAAGACUCUUUAUAAAGUAAACAAUUUCAUGAUUCAUUUUAUGAUAGAAAAAUACGCUCUAGACGUAAGUCGAUCGAGAGUUAAUAGAGAUAUUAUAGUCCGGCUCUCUCUCUCUCUCCCUCUCUCUCUCUCUCUCUCUCUCU